Messenger RNA from Alexandromys fortis (reed vole), 612 nucleotides. It is a transcript of the gene Cpo, whose product is annotated as carboxypeptidase O. Gene Ontology annotation, molecular function: zinc ion binding; metallocarboxypeptidase activity. Gene Ontology annotation, biological process: proteolysis. NCBI's taxonomy places the organism in Eukaryota, Metazoa, Chordata, Mammalia, Rodentia, Cricetidae. The record is from RefSeq and is a predicted model, not a curated record.
AUGGUUCCUCUGUUUCAUGAUCCUCUCUGGAGGAAGUCCCACUCAUCCCAUAAUAAUGGCACAUGUCAUGGAAAUAUCAAUCAAAAUUUCAUUGUCUCCUGGUGUAGUAUUGGCACAUCCACAAACUGCCAAGAUUUAACAUUCUGUGGGAAAGAAUCAAUGUCGGAAUCAGAGACUAAAGCAGUCUCAAGCCUUAUAAAAAGCAGAAAAGACACCCUGUGCUUCCUGACCAUGCAGUCCUAUGGGCAGCUUACUCUCAUACCAUAUGGCUACACCAAAAAUAAACCAAGUGACUACGGAGAACUAAUUCAAGUUGGACAGAAGGCGGCAAAUGCAUUGAAAGCAAAGCGUGGAACCAAUUAUAGAGUUGGAUCAAGUGCAGAUAUUUUAUAUGCUAUGUCAGGAUCCUACAAAGACUGGACUUGAGGCAUUGGGAUCCCCUUCAAAUACACGGUUGAGCUGAGGGUCAACGCUACCCAUGGUUUUCUUCUGCCUGAAGCCCGACUCCAGCCCACUUGUGAGGAAAGCAUGGAAGCUCUGCUUUCACUCCUUGAUGGUGUGUAUGAGAAUUACUGGUCGCCAGCAGCGCCGGGAAGGACAGCCACAAACUAG